Molecule: messenger RNA, 1383 nt
Organism: Dioscorea cayenensis subsp. rotundata (Guinea yam)
Lineage: Eukaryota; Viridiplantae; Streptophyta; Magnoliopsida; Dioscoreales; Dioscoreaceae
Product: 11S globulin seed storage protein 2-like
Molecular function (GO): nutrient reservoir activity
Source: RefSeq, a predicted model, not a curated record
AUGGAUAAUAAACUUUUGUCAUUCCUCUUCUUAGUCUCACUUGUUCUGGUUUCUCGCUGCACUGGUGAGUAUGAAAGUGAUUUAGAGGAAAUCCAGCGCCGGAUUGAAGCUCAGCAGUGCCGGCUUCAGCAGCUCUCAUCAAGAGGCCCUUCUCGCCGGAUAGAGUCUGAGGGUGGCUUCAUGGAGAUGUGGGAUGAGAAUGAGGACCAGUUUCUUUGCGCCGGAGUCACUGUCUCUCGUACCAUUGUCCGUCCUAGAAGCCUGACUGCUCUCGGAUAUGAGAACAGCCCAAGCCUCGCUUAUGUUCAACAAGGAAGGGCUGUGGCGGGAGUGACAUUCCCUCGUUGCCCGGAAACAUUCUUCUCCGGUAGAUCGGAACAAGAACGAGACAGGCACCAAAAACUUCACAGAAUACAACAGGGUGACAUCUUUGCAGUGCCUUUGGGUACAGUGUAUUGGUUUUACAACCAUGGUGAUCAAGAUCUCAUCCUUCUCACUGUCUUUGACCUUAACAAUAAGUUCAACCAGCUUGAUAACUCUCUGAGGUUCUUCCCAUUGGUGGAAAACUUUCAAGGGUUAUCAUCAAGCCAACAGUUUGGUCGAGAACAGGAAGAGAAGAAGCAAAAGCAAAAGAACAUAAUUAGUGCUCUUGAUCCUCAACUGGUAUCAGAAUCACUCAACAUAGAUUUAGAAACAGUGAGGCAAAUUCAGAGUUCAGAGAUUCGUGGACCAAUCUUCAGGCUGGAUCAUCAACAACAGCAGAGCUUGUUCUGGCCGGAAGACGAAGAAGAUCCACAGAAAAUCUAUCAAAGCAACGGCCUCGACGAGAAGGUGUGCUACUCAAGAUUGCAGUUCAAUCUCGACCGAAGAGGAGAAGCCGAUGUGUAUUCGAGGCAGGCCGGAAGACUCAACUCCGUCACUGCCAACAAACUACCGGUUCUCCAGUUGAUUGGCAUGAGUGCAGAGAAAGUUAAUCUCCUUCCGGAUGCUAUCUUCUCGCCUCACUAUUCAGUGAACUCACAUACAAUAGUAGUGGUAACAAGAGGAGAUGGAAGGCUUCAAGUGGUGGAUGAUAGAGGAAGGAAUGUGUUUAAUGGGAGAGUGAAACAAGGAGAAGUUAUAGUGAUACCUCAACACUAUGUGUCAAUGAAGAAGGCUGGAAGUAAUGGAAUGGAAUGGGUAUCAUUUAAGACUUCUGCAUAUCCAGUGAAGAACCAGUUUGCUGGGCGUUUGUCUUUGUUUAGUGGAACUCCAGUGCAGGUGCUUGCAAGCUCUUAUGGGAUAUCAUUUGGGCAAGCUAGGCAGCUUAAGCAGUGCAGGAAACAAGACUUUGUGUUGUUCCCUCCUGCUAGUACUAGUAGUGCCUUUAUGGGUGAUUGUUAG